AUGCAGUACGGUGCGGCAGCGGAGCAGGCGUGGUAUAUGCCGGCGAUGCCAGUCGCGGUGGCCGCGGAGACGGCGGCGGAGCGGGUAGAGCGGCUGGCUUCGGAGAGUGCCGUAGUGGUGUUCAGCGUGAGCAGCUGCUGCAUGUGCCACGCCGUGAAGCGCCUCUUCUGCGGCAUGGGCGUGCACCCCACCGUGCACGAGCUGGACCUCGACCCGCGGGGCCUCGAGCUGGAGCGCGCCCUCGCCGCCCUCCUCGGCUCUGGCGGGGGAGCCGUGCCGGUUGUGCCCGUUGUCUUCAUCGGCGGCAAGCUCGUCGGCGCCAUGGACCGCGUCAUGGCCGCGCACAUCAACGGCACCCUUGUGCCCCUGCUCAAGGAGGCCGGCGCGCUCUGGCUGUGA
Messenger RNA from Lolium rigidum, 399 nucleotides. Its product is annotated as glutaredoxin-C5. Lineage: Eukaryota; Viridiplantae; Streptophyta; Magnoliopsida; Poales; Poaceae. The coding region runs from base 1 to 399 and encodes 132 amino acids. The record is from RefSeq and is a predicted model, not a curated record. The transcript has a single exon.